Messenger RNA from Carica papaya (papaya), 1752 nucleotides. NCBI's taxonomy places the organism in Eukaryota, Viridiplantae, Streptophyta, Magnoliopsida, Brassicales, Caricaceae. The record is from RefSeq and is a predicted model, not a curated record.
AUGAAAAGCAACCAAGAUACCAACCAUAUUCUUGGUGCAGUUGAGUUCCUGCACAAACCGCUCUCUGAGGACAAACUACGAAAUAUAUGGCAACAUGUGGUGCAUAAGGCAUUUAAUGCUGGGGAAAGUAACCUAUCUGAAUCACUAAAGCCUGUCAAGCAAUCCUUGGUUUCUAUGCUGCAACUCAAACUAGAAAAUCAAAAACCGAAGAACAACGAGGCUGAUGAGAGAGAAAAUGUAGCUCUUACAGAUGAAAAGGAGCAAGAGCAAUCAGUGGGAAGCGACAAGUACCCAGCUCCUUCAACCCCACAAUUAAAACAAGGAGCACGAUUAUUAGAUGAUGGGGACUGCCAAGAUCAUAUUAAAUCCUCAACAGAAAAAGAUAGUGUUGAGCAAGUUGGAGAAUGUAAAUCAGUGGAAACUACUUCUGGUGAUUUUAUUGCUGCAGUAAAUGGACAGGUGGUGCAACCUGAGGAAGUCCUAGAUAUAAUAGUCAAAGAGGAGGUAGGUGUAGCUGAUGGUUUGAAGAGUGGUGGUAAUAUGCAUCCUUGUGCUCAAAGUAAAGACGGUCCCAAUGAUUCCCAUGGUUUUAAUAACCCAAGUAAAGCUUCUGGACUUCACAGUACAUUUGGGAAUAAAGCUAAUAGAAAAAAAAUGAAGGUUGACUGGACACCUGAACUGCAUAAAAAGUUUGUGCAGGCAGUUGAGAAAUUGGGUGUGGAUCAAGCCAUUCCUUCUCGAAUUCUAGAGUUGAUGAAAGUUGAAGGCUUGACGAGGCAUAAUGUGGCAAGUCAUCUGCAGAAAUAUCGGAUGCAUAGGAGAAAUAUUUUACCUAAGGAAGAUGACCGGAGAUGGGUACAACCAAGAGAUCAAACGCAAAGGAGUUACUAUGUGCAGAAACCUAUCAUGGCCUACCCUCCAUAUCAUUCCAGUCCUGCCACCGCCGCGGGGCCAGUUUAUCCAAUAUGGGGAGCAACUACGGGUAGUCCACAUGGUGUCCAAAUGUGGGGGUCAAUUGGUUAUCCUCAGUGGCAGGCAACUGAAAGUUGGCAUUGGAAACCUUAUGCAGGGAUGCAUGCGGAUGCAUGGGGUUGUCCUAUGAUGCCACCGCUACAUGGUCCUUUUCCCACUUCUCCUCAAAAUGCAUCUGGGUUUCACUGCAUGGCUACAACAGAUAAUGGCUGCAGAAUGCCUUACCCGAAUUCUUUUGACUCUUAUCCGGCGGAGGAAAUAGACAGGGUUGUCAAAGAGGCAAUAAACAAGCCAUGGCUACCUUUGCCAUUAGGCCUCAAGCCUCCUUCCACUGACAGUGUAUUAACCGAGCUCUCUAGGAAAGGCAUCUCUACCGUUCCUCACAUCGUCGAUGGCACAGAUCAAAGAUGAUAUCGAUGUGGCACCACAUCAUUGAUGGUCCCACAACUAUGUAUAUUUUUUUUUUUUUUUUUUUUUUUUUUUGCUUUGGAGAUUUUAUUUGAUUCUGAUCGGCCGGAGACCACAAAACUUUGGUGGACCAUGCACCCACCUGAUCUCAGAAGGCUUUUUAACCCCCAUCAGUUGAGCACAUAAGUAUCAGACAAAGGAAAAGUACUAAAGUCCAAGGAGGUAUAAUAUCUGUAAUAUUAUCCUGUCCAUCAAGUCGAUAGUAGCUGAGAUGAGACAGCAAGUGCUGGUUUAGAUGGUGAAAGAGAGAGAAAGAAAGUGCAGGGAGGAGAAUUGGCCACAUAGCUUGGGAAAUCUGUGGCUGUAAAAAAA